AUGAUAAAUAAAGAUUAAUGCAUAGAAGAUUAUAGGAUAUAAAUGAAUUCAUCAAUAGGAAGAGGAAAUUAUGGAGAAGUCUUUGAUUGCAAGUCGACAAGAAAUCCUUAGUAUUCUUUAUGUGCAAAGGUAAGAAUUACUAAUAUCUAGAUAAUUAAUACAUAAGUUUUAGAAAAGUAUAAAAAUAUAGAAAAAAUGAUUUCACAACUCGUUUCUCAAAAUAAAUAAAAUCAAAACUUAGUGACUAUUUAUGAUGUAAAACACAUAGCUUAAGAGAAAAAAUUGAUAAUUAUUAUGGAGAAAUGCGAAUCCAAUUUAUAAAAACUCAUUAAUAUUUAAAAAAAAUUUAAUGAUUCAGAAGUUUUUAAUUUCAUAGAUUAAUUUUUAAAUGGAUAUCAGGUUCUUUAUGAUAAUAACAUUAUACAUAGAGAUAUCAAACCAGAAAAUAUAUUAAUUCAAUAAAAGACUUAUAAAUUAUCUGAUUUUGGAACAGGCAAAAUUUAUAAAGCUAAUGAUUUUUUAAUUACAAAAAUUGGAACUCCUGUCUACACAGCUCCUGAAAUAAAUUCAUUAGUUUAGGACCAUGAACUUGAUAUACGUUUUUAAAAUAUCAAAUUUAAUCAACAUUCUAAGAGCCAAGUAGAUAUUUUUUCGGUAAUAAUACUUUAAAAUAAUUAGCUUGGUAUAAUUUUAUAUUAAAUGGUAUACGGUGAAUUACCCUUUGAACAUAAUUAGACCAGUAUUAUUGAGUUUGCAAAAAGAAUAAAAAAGAAUCCUUUGUAAUUAACAGGAUAAUCAAAGCAUAAGAAUAUUAUAGAAUAAAUGCUGAUUUAUUAUCCUGAUGAAAGAAUGACCUUUUAAUGUUUAUAUAAUUUAGUCUCUGAAAAAAAAAAUACCAAAAUUUCAUACCCAAUAUAAAUUAAAUAAAAGGAUAAUUAAAUUAAAUCACCACAAGUUAGUACAACAAUACCAAGCUUAAAUUAAAAUGGAGGAAACUAAAAUGGAUCAAAUUAAAAUAUAUUCAAUUAAAAUGGAUUUAACUAAAAUGGAUUCAAACUAAAUGGAUUAAAUUAAAAUGGAUUCAAUUAAAAUGGAUUCAAACUAAAUGGAUCAAAUUAAAAUGGAUUUAACUAAAAUGGAUCAUAUUAAAAUAUAUUCAAUUAAAAUGGAUUAAAUUAAAAUGGAUUAAAUUAAAAUGGAUUUAACUAAAAUGGAUCAAAUUAAAAUGGAUUAAAUUAAAAUGGAUUUAACUAAAAUGGAUCAAAUUAAAAUAUAUUCUAUUAGAAUGGAUUUAACUAAAAUGGGGUGAUUAAAAAUGAAUUUAAUUAAAAUGAAGCAAAUUAAAAUGGAUUAAAUUAAUAGUUUUAACUUUAAAAUAAUUGUAUUCCUAAUAUUAAAAUUAAAAGUAAUCAAUUUUAAACACCUCCUUAAAAAGAGGACCUAUCACUUAUUAGUCCACAUUAAAAGAUUAAAGAAUAUUUGCAAUUUUUAUUGUAAUUAUAAAUAGCUUAAAUUUAGGAAUGAUCAUGGAGAUAUUAUUAAGGAUGAUAUUAAAAACUUAAUUUAGUAUUUAAUCCAAAAUUCAACAUUUUCGAUUGAAUAAUUAAAAUAAUUAAUAACAAUCUAUAAAAAUUAAAUUUAGAAACCAGAUUUGUGUGAGAAUAAGACUUUAAUUUUUUUUUAUUGUAUACUAUGUAUACUAAACAACACCACUCUUUUAAAUAUUCAGAGUUUUGAUGAUAAGAAAUUAAGAGAGUAAAUAAAACGAUUAUACGAUAAUUUAAAUUCUACUUGA
This is a messenger RNA of Paramecium pentaurelia, 1795 nucleotides long. Lineage: Eukaryota; Ciliophora; Oligohymenophorea; Peniculida; Parameciidae. The record is from the annotation of a GenBank genome assembly.